UUAAUUUUUGUUUUUCAGCCUACAAGAACAUCAUCAGAAAGUAUUUAUUCCAGACCAGGCUCCAGUAUACCUGGCUCUCCAGGCCACACUAUCUAUGCAAAAGUAGACAAUGAGAUCCUUGAUUACAAGGAUUUAGCAGCCAUUCCCAAAGUCAAGGCCAUUUAUGACAUUGAACGUCCAGACCUAAUUACUUAUGAGCCAUUCUACACUUCCGCCUACGAGGACAGACAGGAGAGACAGAGUCUUGGAGAGUCUCCAAGGACAUUAUCACCUACCCCUUCUGCAGAAGGUUAUCCAGAUGUUCGGGAUCGCAUGAUUCACAGGUCUACUAGUCAGGGCUCCAUUAAUUCUCCAGUGUACAGUCGGCACAGCUACACACCCACCAUGUCACGUUCCCCUCAGCACUUCCACAGACCUGGCAAUGAGCCGUCCAGCGGUCGGAACUCCCCUGUCCCUUACCGGCCCGACAGCCGCCCUCUCACUCCAACUUACGCUCAGGCCCCUAAACAUUUCCAUGUUCCAGAUCAAGGUGUCAACAUUUACAGAAAACCACCAAUCUACAAACAACAUGCUGCUUUGGCAGCACAGAGCAAGUCCUCCGAGGAUAUCAUCAAGUCCUCCAAGUUCCCAGCAGCCCAUGCACCAGCACCCAACGAGAUACCAAAGAUUGAGACGGACCACUGGCCAGGUCCUCCCUCCCUUGCUGCCAUAGGAGCUGACAUGAGACGCAGAUCAAGUGGAAGAGAGGAAGAUGACGAGGAGCUUCUGAGACGCCGGCAACUGCAGGAGGAGCAGCUCAUGAAGCUCAACUCUGGUCUGGGACAAUUGAUACUGAAAGAAGAGAUGGAAAGGGAGAGUCGCGAUAGGUCAGCCCUUUCUGGCAGUCGUUACGAUUCUCCAGCACAUGCUUCAGCGUCCAAAACCUCUUCUCUCCCCGGCUAUGGAAAAAAUGGACUUCACAGGCCGGUGUCUACAGAUUUUGGUCAGUACAACAGUUACGGGGAUGUGAGUGGCGGUGUUAGAGAUUUCCAGUCCCUUCCGGAUGGUCAUGUCCCUGGAAUGAGAAUGGACAGAGGAGUAUCUAUGCCUAACAUGUUGGAGCCAAAGAUUUUUCCAUAUGAAAUGCUCAUGGUGACCAACAGAGGGCGAAAUAAAAUACUAAAAGAUGUAGACAGAACCAGGCUGGAGCGUCACUUAGCACCUGAAGUUUUCCAAGAAAUAUUUGGCAUGACGAUACAGGAGUUUGACAAGUUACCUCUCUGGAGACGCAACGACAUGAAGAAAAAAGCCAAACUCUUUUAA
Molecule: messenger RNA, 1302 nt
Organism: Eurypyga helias (sunbittern)
Lineage: Eukaryota; Metazoa; Chordata; Aves; Eurypygiformes; Eurypygidae
Gene: ABLIM1
Product: actin binding LIM protein 1
Exons: 15
Biological process (GO): cytoskeleton organization; lamellipodium assembly; cilium assembly
Cellular component (GO): stress fiber; actin cytoskeleton
Molecular function (GO): actin filament binding
Source: RefSeq, a predicted model, not a curated record